CUUUGUAGAUCAUGGCAAAUUGAGGUAUACUAAACGUCUAAAGCAAGGUGACUUCUCAAUCCCAGUGCUGGUAGUAGUACUACAGGGGAACGAGGUACAUACUCACUUCAAAACUUCGAUCGACGAUUGAUGGGAUCAAAGUGAUCGAACGUAAGUAACACCUCACGCCUCUGCGAGGCGCAGUUUACCACAAACUGUCCUCGUCUUGUUUGCUCAUCAAACAAAGAGUGAACAAUUAGUAGGAUACCCAGAAUGACCUCGAAAGAAGGUCUCCCUCCCACCAUCUUUACCGAGACAUCUGCUUAUUCACUAGCAUUCGUUGCUGUCGUCGGUGCCGUUGCAUGGAUCUCGUCUAAGACACUCCUGCCCAAGACUGCACGUCGACAGGAUAAAAUUGCCUGGAUAUGGCUUGCCUUCGAUGCGAUGAUUCAUUUCACAUUCGAAGGCUCCUUCCUCUACCUUUCCACCUUUGGUAGGCAAGUGGUCAUCAGUUCCGGACCAUUCGCAGAACUCUGGAAGGAAUAUGCCCGUGCUGACGCGCGAUGGGGCGUAUCUGAUCCCACGGUUGUUUCUCUCGAGAUCUUGACCGUAUUGGGCGUCGGUCCUCUUUGCUGCCUCGUAUUGUAUCAGUUAGCCAAGGAUGACCCUGCAAGGCACUACUGGAUUGUCGUUCUUUCUACGGCCGAGCUUUACGGAGGCUUCAUGACUUUCGGUCCCGAAUGGCUCACCGGCAGUGCAGCCCUCAACACAUCCAACUUCUUGUACCUCUGGGUCUACCUCUUCUUCAUGAACAUCCUCUGGGUCUUCAUCCCUCUCUGGCUGAUGUACGAUUCUUAUGGAUACAUCGCGAAGUCGCUCCGCUUCUAUCAGGCGAGCGCCAGGGUGAAGAAGAAAUGAUACAUAUUAUAGUGACUCUGGAUACCCGCCGUCUGCAUACCCUCAUUUUGAACGAUAUAUCAACCAAAUCUUUGUCCUGUUACAUCUUUUGGUUAUCUAUCCAUGCUCGAUCUUCUCUGUGCUAGUAAUUUUACACGGCUCUGUAGGAACGUAGCUAUCGUACAAUGUACAGAUUUCUCAUGAAACUGCUGCAGCCAGUCGUAAGUGCUCGAAUGGAUGUCCAUACUUCUCCAGCAUGCUCCGUCUUGUUACCUC
Molecule: messenger RNA, 1152 nt
Organism: Somion occarium
Lineage: Eukaryota; Fungi; Basidiomycota; Agaricomycetes; Polyporales; Cerrenaceae
Source: the annotation of a GenBank genome assembly